Akanthomyces muscarius is the source of this 1035-nucleotide messenger RNA. RefSeq lists its product as uncharacterized. Gene Ontology annotation, molecular function: rRNA (adenine) methyltransferase activity. Gene Ontology annotation, cellular component: nucleolus. Lineage: Eukaryota; Fungi; Ascomycota; Sordariomycetes; Hypocreales; Cordycipitaceae. The record is from RefSeq and is a predicted model, not a curated record. The transcript has 3 exons. Bases 1 to 1035 code for a protein of 344 amino acids.
AUGUACCCACUCGUGCUGAGGCUAGCUCCCCGCAGCGACGUCGAAAAGUUCAGACUUACACGCCAAACACAUCGAGAUUGCUGCUGGCCUCGGGCGUAUCUCGACCGCUACUUCUAUACCUAUUUGAAAGUGAAAGGCGUUAUUUUGAAUCUUGAAGACGUAAAUACAUCACUAUUGCUCGCGAUGGUAGCCAGAAAGAAGGGCCUGAAGAGCCUCAGGGCAGGCCGUCCACCUCUGACACGUCCCCCGGGCACCAUGUCCCGAAAGGCGAGCCGGACACUCAUCAACAAGCAUCACCAGCUUGACAAACAGAAACGCCAGGCUGCUUCAAAAGGCGACAAGGCUGCCGAAAAAGCUAUUGCUGCAGAAAUAGAGAGCCUGGGCGGCAUCUCAUUGUAUCAACAGGCUAGUCUGCAGGGGCAAAGUACAGAGCGCGGAGGAGAUACUUCCAAACUACUACUUGAGUGGCUUCCUGUUGAGGAAUUAAGGGUAGCAGAUCACAAACUGCGGCUUCUGGAAGUCGGCGCUCUGAGCACCAAGAAUGCCUGUUCGCUAAGUGGAUUGUUCGAGUCGGUGCACAUUGAUCUCAACAGCCAAGAACCCGGCAUCAUUCAGCAAGAUUUUAUGGACAGGCCACUGCCCAAGGACGAUACAGAACGAUUCGAUGUCCUAUCUCUGAGCCUGGUCCUGAACUUUGUGCCGGAUGCAGCGCUCCGGGGCGAGAUGCUGAAGCGUACCCUGGAGUUCCUACGUGGCACGCAAGCCAACAAGGAGGCAGGGAAUGAACACUUGUUUCCGUGCCUGUUCAUGGUUCUGCCGCGGAGCUGUCUAGAGAACUCUCGCUACUUUACCGAGUCGAAAUUUGAGUCUAUCAUGCACAUGCUGGGGUAUUCAAUGAUGCGGAGGAAGAUGACGCAGAAGCUUGCUUACAGCCUGUGGAGGAAGGCUGGCGAAGCAAACAUCACCAAGACUCCAAAGAAGGAAACCAAUCCUGGUCGAACCAGGAACAACUUUGUCAUAACAUUACAGCAUUAG